AUGUACCGCUCAACCAAAGGAGCCUCCAAGGCUAGACGGGACCAGAUCAACACCGAGAUUCGCAUCCUCAAGGACUUGUUGCCCAUCUCUGACGCCGACAAAGCCAAGCUGUCAUACCUCCACAUCAUGUCACUCGCCUGCAUGUACACCAGGAAGUCUGUCUUCUUCUCGCCGCCAGAGGCAGCAAACGCAUCGGCGGAGCCGAGCGCUCGCUUCCUGUCCCUGCCCGAGCUGUCCGACCUCAUGCAGGCUCUCCCGGGUUUCCUCAUGCUGCUCACCGCCGAGGGGAAGCUGCUCUACCUGUCCGAUGCCGUCUCCGACCACCUGGGACAUUCCAUGGUGGACUUAGUGGCGCAAGGAGACAGCGUGUAUGACAUCAUUGAUGCUUCGGAUCAGCUGACCGUGAGGAAUCAUCUGUCCAGCGCAGCCUCCCCAGAGAUGGAUCGCCUCUUCCGCUGCCGCUUCAACACAUCCAAGUCGGUGCGCAGGCAAAGCGCUGGGAAUAAGCUGGUUCUGAUUCGAGCUCGCCGCCUGUCCGUGCCCACCGCCAGCAGCGCUGCCGUCGGAUCCUACUGGACCUCCAAUCCCGUCUGGGUGUGUUUUUGCUCACCUUUGGAAAGCCAUCCCGUCCGCUCCGGACUGGAGAGCACGUCCGCCGGUUCACCGGUGGCCGACGCCAAUCUCUUCCUGGAAGGCUUUCACUCCCAGCACGGCCGAGACUUGAGGCUGCAGGCUGCGCACGAAAGCGUGCACACUUACCUGGGCUACGACGUGGCGACGUUACGCUCUCGCUCCUGGUACGGCCUCCUCCAUCCAAACGAUCUGGCGCACGCCUCCGCUCAGCACCGCAGCCUGCUGCAAGAGGGAGGAGAGGGCCGAGGCGAGAUGGUGGUGCGCGUGCAGGCUCAGGACCAAACGUGGGUUUGGCUCUACAUGGUCCUCCAGCUGCAACCAGGAGACGUCCCCGUCGCCAGCAGCAACUACGUCAUCAGUGAGUCGGAGGCCUGGUCAGUGCGUCAACAGCUGACCUCAGAGCAGACUCAGCUCAGCCUAGUCCUGAGUUCAGGUCCCCCCUUGCAAGAGAGCCUCCAGUCCCCCGACACCCUGUCCAGCCCCGACCAGGUGUUCACCCCCAGCAGCAGCGGCCUGUCAGGCCAGUCCUUCGACUUCAGCACGGCGGGCUGCAGCGUGGCCUCCUCGGACGAACGGGCCAGCUCGGCGGCCGAGGCCAUGCAAACGGAGGAGGAGCCCCGCUCCAGCAUCUCCUCCCUGGAGGAGGAGGCCUUCUUCCAGGCGCCGCCCGUGCGCAGCCCCUCGGCGGCCCCCUCGCCCACACCGGUCACAGUGGAGACGGUGUCCGACUUGGACUUUUUAACACAGAACAUACUCAUGCCGCCCUCCUUCGAGCUGGACCCCCCUCUUCCAGCUCUCCCCCUACCGCUUCCGCCCGUCCCCACCUCACAAGCUCAGGAGACCAAAGAGUUUGUGUGCACGCCUCCGUACACCCCCCACAUUGGAGGGGCUAGCUUCCCGUUUGAGGAGCCGCACUUCAGCUUUGACCCCACGGGUACCACCACGCCACCCCCAUCUGCCACCACUGCCACAGCCACAACCUCCAUGGCUGCAUCUUCUGUCUCCUCUGCGGCCCCACCCACCACCACCGGCUCAAGCCCCACACCGCCCACCACCCUGUCCACCAAGCUUCCCCUCAGCCUUCCCAACCCCUCCACAGAACUGCUCUUUGCCGUGGAUCCCUGCUGCGGAGCCCUCUACGAGAAAUUGCCGCCCACGCCGGACAGUCCAGGAGACGGCGACUGCACGGUGAUGACCCUUCCAGAGGUUCGGGGUCCGCUCUACGUGGACGUGCCCUUGAGGCCUCUUCAGUGUCCCCCCGAGGGGCUCCUCACCCCUGAGGCGUCCCCUGGAAAACAGCCUUGCCUUUCCUUCUUCUCCCUGGAGAGAGAGCGGGAGAAGGAGAGGGCUGAGAUCUCCCUGCUGGCCCAGCACAUCAGCUCCCUGGCGGAGGGGUUCUACCUGGACCCCCUCUUGUCCAAGCUGUCCCCGACAUCCUUGUCCAACCCUCCGUCCCCCUUCCUAGCCGAAAUGGUCGAUUCAGUCCAAGCGCUUCGGGAGUUUUAUCCCAUCAAAGCGUGGCAAGGCCUGGACAUUCCCAUGUUCCUGGAGGACGACACCUCUCUGUUUGAAGAGAGCAUCCUAGACACCCUCCUCCAAGACGUGCCCCCCGAGUCCCCCUCGCCCAUCCACAUCUCGGACGCUUCGAGCCCAGUCUCUCCUCCGACACCAGUGUGCUGGCACCAAGCCUCCCAAUUUGAGGGAGUGGGCCAAUUCUGUAGCGCCCAAUCGGCGCAACCUAACUCGGCGGACGGGUGCGGGGAGAGCGACGAGGUCGCCAUGGAGGAGGAGUCGGCGGAGGAAGUCGCCGAGAUGGAGGUGGCGUUAUCUCCCGUGUCUUCAUGCUCCUCCAUACCGGCUUCUCCUCCACUCAUCCUCACCUCCUCACCGGGGCCCGUUACCACCGUAGCCUCCACCGGCGUGGUAGAGGCGGUCUCCCCCGCAGCCGCCGCCUCCUGCACUCAGUCCCUCCUGGAGGAACUGGCUGUGCUGGAGCCCAUGUUUGGGGCAGGUGCCUCGAUCGCCCCUGGUUUAGGGCAACAACCUGAGUUGUAUCAACUCCAGUGUCAUCCAUCGCCACAGUGCUUCCACAAAGAUGGGAGUAGAAGCAUCCCUCCGUUCUAA
Syngnathus typhle (broad-nosed pipefish) is the source of this 2757-nucleotide messenger RNA. RefSeq names its product neuronal PAS domain protein 4a (gene npas4a). Gene Ontology annotation, molecular function: protein dimerization activity; RNA polymerase II transcription regulatory region sequence-specific DNA binding; DNA-binding transcription factor activity, RNA polymerase II-specific. The record is from RefSeq and is a predicted model, not a curated record. NCBI's taxonomy places the organism in Eukaryota, Metazoa, Chordata, Actinopteri, Syngnathiformes, Syngnathidae. The transcript has 8 exons. Bases 1 to 2757 code for a protein of 918 amino acids. Gene Ontology annotation, biological process: regulation of transcription by RNA polymerase II.